AUGUCGCAGACGAUCGUUAUAAAAUUGGGUACGUCAUCGCUGGUCGAUGAAAAGACCAGGGAGCCUAAGCUGUCUAUCAUGACACAGGUUGUGGAAACAGUUAUCCAGCUGAAGAGACAAGGCCACAAGGUGGUGAUUGUCUCCAGUGGUGGUAUUGCUGUGGGUCUUAAUGCCAUGGAGAUGGACAAGAAGCCCACGGACCUCGCUGAGAUCCAGGCCAUCGCCGCUAUAGGCCAAGGCAGACUGAUCGGAAGGUGGAGUAUGUUGUUCCAGCAGUAUGGCGAGAAGAUAGCGCAGAUUCUGAUCACCAGAAAUGAUAUUCUCGGGUGGACUCAGUAUAAGAACGCCCAGAACACUAUCUUGCAGCUGUUGGAGAUGGGUGUCGUCCCCAUAGUUAAUGAGAACGACACUUUGUCCAUCAGCGAGAUCAAGUUCGGUGACAACGACACGCUGUCUGCUAUCACUGCGGCUCUGGUCUCUGCUGAUCACUUGUUCUUGCUAACAGACGUUGACUGUCUGUACACUGAGAACCCAAGAACAAACCCCGACGCUAAGCCCAUAGUCAUCGUCCCAAACAUGGACCAAGGUGUGCCCGGUGUGGAUACGUCGAACGCAGACGCUGGAUCAAGCGUCGGUACCGGUGGUAUGAGAACGAAACUGAUCGCUGCGGACCUGGCGACAAACGCGGGUGUUAACACUAUCAUCAUGAAGAGUGACGCACCAUCCAACGUGAAACACAUCGUGGACUACCUGGUUAAAUACCCAAAGAAAGUCCUAUACGACGAUAACAAGAGCAGUAGGGAGCAAUCCUCAGAACCAUUGAGCCUGGAUCAGCUCAAAAACCACCCCUAUGGCAAGGGAGGAGUCAUCUCCCCACCGAAGAGUGAAGAGGAUCUCCUAAGUCUACAGGAUGCUGAAUUGAAAGAAAUCAAGGAGAGAAAUGUUCCCCUUCAUACGGUAUUCUUGGCUAAGGAUAUAGAUCACCACUUAAAGAACAGAGAGUUCUGGAUAUUACAUGGUCUGGUUACCAAAGGUGUGCUUAUCAUUGAUGAAGAUGCCUACAAUACGCUGACGAAUGAGUCCGGUGAUGAGGAGCAUGUGUCUGAGGCAUAUGUUUCCGAAGUCGAGGACGAUGAGAUGUCUGAAGUUGAUCAAGAUCAUGGUCUGUUGCCAAAGGAUGUUAUUGAAGUCAAGGGAUCAUUCCAUGAACUUGAGUGUGUUGACAUCAAGGUCGGAAAAAGAUUGCCCAACGGUAAACUGGACCCUGAUGCUCCAUUGGAAUACGUCGGAAGAGCCAGAUGUAAUUUUACAAGUGUUGAACUAAAUAGAAUUAAGGGGCUGCCAGUAGACAGAGUUCAAGACGUUUUGGGUUAUGAUGUAAGCGAAUAUGUUGCGCACAAGGAUAACCUGGCAUUCCCACCAUCGGCUAGUAGUGUCAGUUUACAGUUGAAGACCUAA
Nakaseomyces glabratus is the source of this 1458-nucleotide messenger RNA. RefSeq names its product putative glutamate 5-kinase (gene PRO1). Gene Ontology annotation, molecular function: RNA binding; glutamate 5-kinase activity; ATP binding. NCBI's taxonomy places the organism in Eukaryota, Fungi, Ascomycota, Saccharomycetes, Saccharomycetales, Saccharomycetaceae. Gene Ontology annotation, cellular component: cytoplasm; cytosol. The record is from RefSeq and is a predicted model, not a curated record.